GUUACAGAUGCACCGUCCCACCAAGGUCACCUCUCAGAGGAGGAACAGGAGUCACCUAAGGCAGAAAAUGACAAUGUAUUUCUCAUCAGGGCACAAGGAUUCCCAUUCUCAUGCACCGAGGAAGACGUGCUCACCUUUUUUGAUAGCUGUAGAAUUCGAAAUGGUGAGAACGGCAUACACUUCCUCUUAAAUAGGGAUGGGAGACGCAGCGGGGAUGCUUUGAUCGAGCUGGAGUCAAAAGCAGAUGUCCAGAGAGCCUUGCAAAAGCACCUGAGGUACAUGGGCCCACGCUAUGUGAAAGUUUUCGAAGUACAUGAUAGUGAUGUAGAGAGCUUACUGCAGAAUCUGCGAGAUGAGUCACAAGCCAUUAAUGAUGGAGUUGUACAACUCAGAGGCCUUCCCUUCAACUCCACUGAGGAUGAUAUCACGUAUUUUUUCUCAGGUUUGAAAAUAACUGACAUAGUUUUUGUUUACCGGGGAGAAAGAAGAACAGGAGAAGCUUUUGUGCAGUUUGCAGCUCCUGAUAUGGCAGCUAAAGCCCUGCUACGACAUAGGGAAUAUAUGGGAAAUAGAUACAUAGAAGUGUACGUCAGUAGGAAGCAUCAAAUGCAAAAGCAUUUGCCUUACGACAGGCAGCCGUUGACCUACCACAGAGUGAGAAGAGAACAUGAAUACGAAGAAAGGGAAUCGAGUGACAUGGGUGGCUCCGACACUGGAAGAGGAAAUAAAUCGUGCAGGGAAGGAAUGGAAAGCUCCAGGCAUAUUGUAGAAUCUGGGAAUGUCUCAUCAUUACUGCACUUUGUUCAUAUGAAGGGUUUCCCUACCCAAGCUAGUGCCCAAGAUAUCAUAAAUUUUUUUUCUCCACUGAAGCCCACAAGGAUCCUGAUAGAAUACAACUCCCAUGGAGAUGCCACAGGAGAAGCGGAUGUGCAUUUCGAGAGCCAUGAGGAUGCAGUGGCUGCAAUGUCCAAGGAGGGGUCCCAGCUGCGCCAAGCGAACAUUCCGGGGAUACAAGCAUAA
Nestor notabilis (Kea) is the source of this 1020-nucleotide messenger RNA. RefSeq names its product G-rich RNA sequence binding factor 1 (gene GRSF1). Gene Ontology annotation, molecular function: RNA binding. Gene Ontology annotation, biological process: regulation of RNA splicing. The annotation marks the transcript as partial. The transcript has 8 exons. Lineage: Eukaryota; Metazoa; Chordata; Aves; Psittaciformes; Psittacidae. Gene Ontology annotation, cellular component: ribonucleoprotein complex; nucleoplasm. The record is from RefSeq and is a predicted model, not a curated record.